Messenger RNA from Brassicogethes aeneus, 484 nucleotides. The record is from the annotation of a GenBank genome assembly. Lineage: Eukaryota; Metazoa; Arthropoda; Insecta; Coleoptera; Nitidulidae.
ACUAUACUAAGUAUAGUUGGCAACAUUUUGUUUUGACGUUUGAGAAGUAACAAAAAAUAUUUCGAUAGAAAUUAUUAAAAAUGGCGAACGAAGUAGAGGAUACUAUGAAACGCAUCCAAUCUCACAAAGGUGUGGUUGGAACGAUAGUAGUAAACUCAGAAGGCAUUCCAAUCAAGUCGACAUUAGAUAACACCACAACAGUGCAAUAUGCAGGUUUAAUCAGUUCAUUGUCAGACAAAGCAAGAAGUGUAGUAAGGGAUCUCGAUCCAUCAAAUGACUUGACAUUCCUAAGAAUUCGAUCUAAAAAACAUGAAAUUAUGGUGGCACCUGAUAAAGAAUUUAUAUUAAUAGUGGUGCAAAACCCCACAGAUUGAUUCAAUAGUUUUACGUAUUAAUAACAUAUUAUUGCACAUUUAUUUAUUAACAAUUUUUCUUAAAAUAUUAGAUAAUUAAUACACUUUUAAUAUACUUUAUUUGCUUUUUA